Crotalus tigris (Tiger rattlesnake) is the source of this 1554-nucleotide messenger RNA. It is a transcript of the gene FAM151B, whose product is annotated as family with sequence similarity 151 member B. Lineage: Eukaryota; Metazoa; Chordata; Lepidosauria; Squamata; Viperidae. Bases 381 to 1262 code for a protein of 293 amino acids. The transcript has 6 exons. The record is from RefSeq and is a predicted model, not a curated record.
CGGAUGCAUCAUAGAGAUAGAGCUAUUCUGCCAGUUGGGAGCUGGCAUCAAAAUGAAUCCAUAAUUUCUAAAUCCUUUUGAAUUAGCUAUUUCGCUAAUAAUAAAUCCCUAACCACAGACUGCAAAGGUAGUCAAAUUAGAAAGUAAGAGCGGCGAGGCAAAUUCACGAAUAAGUCUCGCCGUCGCUCUGCGGGGAGCAAACGCGGAGGCGGGCGAAGGGCAAAGCCUGCGCACUCGGAAGUCGGACUCGGCGAGCCUUAAUGCGGAGCGCUUGCUGGAAGGCCCCGGCAAUGCUGCGGAGAGAACCGAUUGCACGCCUCCAAAAGGCCAGGGCGAACUCUGCGGCGGUGGAGGGGUCUGAGUAAGACCCGAGGCCGAACAUGCAAGACGACGAAGGAGGAGGAGAAUCGGACGCCGGAGGGUCCGCGCGCGGCGAAAUGGAAGGAUUUUGGAGUCAAAAUAUAUUAGAUUAUUUUCUGAAUACCAAGCAAAUUAAAUCAAGAGAUGGAGCUGAAAUCAUUUGGUAUCACAGAGCAAACAGUAAGCAACGCAUGAAAGAGGCAAUACAGGGUGCUGCUCACAUGAUAGAAGCAGAUGUCCUGCUUUAUGGUAAUCACCCAGUCAUGGCUCAUCCACCUGAAACAAAUAGCGAUAACACACUCAAAGAAUGGUUAAAUGAAAUUAAAAGCACCAAUAAAGGGAUGAAGCUUGAUUUUAAAAGCCUAGAAGCUGUGAAUCCCUCAAUGAAGCUUCUUGGAGAUCUGCAACUUAGGCAACCUAUUUGGAUAAAUGCAGACAUACUUCUAGGGCCAAAAGGAAAUCACCCUGUUGUAGAUGCAAAGGGAUUCCUGGACACAGUGAUCUCAUCUUUUCCAGAUGUAACUUUAUCUUUGGGAUGGACUGUUGGGAGAAUUAAUUCACAAUGCAAUACAGGUUACAGUUUAGCCAUGGUACAAGAAAUGGCAGCAAUAUGUAGAGAUCGUACUCAGCCAAUCACAUUUGCCGUAAGAGCUGAUUUGGUUUGUCGGUCAAUAUCUGAACUUCUAUGGUUACUACAGCAAUCAGACAGGUACACAUUAACUAUUUGGACUGGAAAGGAUGAUGAAUAUUCCGUAGAUGAUUUACUCUUCAUCAGACGCAGCUUUGAUGAAUAUAGAGUUUUUUAUGAUAUCUUGGAGCCACAAAAUUCUAAAUUCAGAGAAGCAAUAGGAAUAUUGAAAGGACAAAUAAAACAGCCCUGUCAAAAUGUAUUUAGGCAUUAGACUGAGUGGAAAAAUGCAUUACAUUGAAUUGUAAAUUUCCAUCACUGAUGGAACACAAUUUUAUUUACUGAAGUGGAUGCUUUCAUCAAGUUCCCUUCCACAGUUUCAUCUUCUGCCUUCACAAAAUUUGCUCUUAUGAAUGGUAUGGAAUUUUGGAGGGGAGGAAAAUAAAUCAGAAAAUAAAUCAGGUUAAUGGGCAUCAUUUAGGAGGAGAUGUGUGUGUAAGACAUGGGCUACUAUUAUGAAGGCUGUACUCCUUUGUAUGGAAAUAAAGUUGCCAAAUCAUCCUGGA